Molecule: messenger RNA, 1117 nt
Organism: Acanthisitta chloris (rifleman)
Lineage: Eukaryota; Metazoa; Chordata; Aves; Passeriformes; Acanthisittidae
Gene: GOLM2
Product: cancer susceptibility candidate 4
Exons: 9
Coding region: 1-948 (315 amino acids)
Source: RefSeq, a predicted model, not a curated record
AUGAAGCUCCAGAACAACAUCUCAUACCAGAUGGCUGACAUACACCGGCUAAAGGAACAACUGGCAGAGCUGCGGCAGGAGUUCAUCCGCCAGGAAGAUCAGUUGCACGAGUACAAGAAGAACAACACCUACCUGAGCAGGAGGCUGGAGUAUGACAGUCUGCAGUGUGGGCAGCAGAUCAAGGAGAUGAGGCUGCAGCAUGAGGAGAACAUCAAGAAAUUAAUGGACCAAGUUGCCCAGGAACAAAAGGCCACACAAAACAUUCAGUCCAGCAGGGACACCGAGGUCAGUCCCAGUAGUGAUGCCCAGGCAGUCCCUGAGGCUGCUGCAGGGGUGGAAGAUCAGAACACGGUGAAGAAUGAGCAGCCUUCAGAGCAUGAUGUGGAUGGCAAAGAAGAUAACGACCCUGCUAAGGCUGUGGAUACUCCCACUGCUCUGAAGAAGCCUCUUAUGUCAGCUCCUAAGAGUGAAGGGCAUGAGCCUGUGCUGAGCCUCCCCACUCAGCAGCCCCAUGCUGCAAACCUGGCCCCAGGUGUGCCCAGUGACAACGGUGCCAACGCUGACGGUGUCCAGCAGAUCCCUCCCAAUUCCCUCCAGCACCUACACUUGGAAGACAACAUGGAAGCCCAGAAAGAGCCCAAAAUCGAGACAGAGCAGAUCAAAAUCCCAAAGAGCAAAGUUAGUGACCUGCAGAAGAUGAAGCAAAGCCGGUUCUUUGAUGAGAAUGAAUCCCCUGGGGACCCUCAGCAGGGUUCCAAACUGGCAGAUUAUAAUGGGGAUGAUGGGAACGUGGGUGAGUAUGAGGCAGACAAACAGGCUGAGCUGGCUUACAAUGAGGAAGAGGAUGGUGAUGGUGGAGAAGAAGACGUCCAAGAUGACGAGGAACGAGACCUGCAGAACGACCUGGGGGACUACAGCAAGUCCCGUUUCAGCCACGGAGUGCUCUAGGCCUGGUACCCAGGGCAUGGGCAGGACAGCUCAGCCCACGAACUGGAGGUGCUGCACAACUGGACUAUGUUUGCUCCAGGGUUUCCUACUUCCAAGGAAGCUGUGAGUGAAGUGCUGCAUGUGCUCAGUCAGCAGGAGGAGAGGACCCUGCUCUGUACAUAUGUACAUA